Messenger RNA from Misgurnus anguillicaudatus (oriental weatherfish), 1942 nucleotides. RefSeq names its product CWF19 like cell cycle control factor 1 (gene cwf19l1). Lineage: Eukaryota; Metazoa; Chordata; Actinopteri; Cypriniformes; Cobitidae. Gene Ontology annotation, biological process: mRNA splicing, via spliceosome. The record is from RefSeq and is a predicted model, not a curated record. Gene Ontology annotation, cellular component: post-mRNA release spliceosomal complex. Gene Ontology annotation, molecular function: RNA lariat debranching enzyme activator activity.
UCGUGUUCUCUGUUUCGACCGGGAUUAUUUUGUCGACGCACCCAAACUAACGCCAAUGCUCCCGCAUAAGGGUUAAUAAUUUUAAGGGUCAUAAAGAAACAUUUAAAUAUCACCCAGCAUGGGAGACAAGCCUUUGAGAGUACUCGCAUGCGGGGACGUUGAAGGAAGAAUAAAUGCUUUAUUUAACCGCGUGAAUGCCAUUCAGAAAAAGAGCGGGCAAUUUGAUUUACUACUGUGUGUUGGUGACUUUUUCGGAACCUCUUCUGAGGCUGAAGCAGAAUGGGAAGGCUACAAAUCUGGUGCUAAAAAAGCACCCAUCCACACUUACGUUCUCGGUGCAGCCAGCCAAGAAACCGUAAAGUAUUAUCCCAGUGCAGAUGGCUGCGAGCUGGCAGAAAACAUUAUAUGUUUGGGUCGACGAGGCAUAUUCACAGGGGCGUCUGGGGUUCAGAUUGCUUAUGUAAGUGGCAGAGAAGCUCAACAGGAACCUGCGCCCUCACACUGCUUCACCCCUAAAGACAUGGGCGCCCUGGUGACGCCAUUGCUGUCUAACUCAAAGUUUCGAGGAGUGGACAUACUUCUGACCUCACAGUGGCCUCGAGGAGUGUGGCAGUAUGGAAACAGUCCCGAAACUGACACAAAAUGUUGUGGGGUUUUGUCGAUAGCAGAACUUGCUGACAAGUUGAAGCCCCGCUACCAUUUUGCAGGAAUAGAAGGGGUACAUUAUGAGAGGUUGCCUUACAGGAAUCAUUUGGUCCUUCAAGAGAAUGCACAACAUGUCAGCAGAUUCAUCGCCCUGGCAUCGGUCAACAAUCCUGCCAAGAAAAAGUACUUGUAUGCCUUCAACAUUGUCCCAAUGAAAAACAUGGACGCCACAGAGUUAGUCAAACAGCCUCAGGAUGUCACAGAAAAUCCCUACAGGAAACCUACGAAAGAUGGGAAGAAAGACAAACCGCCUACCUAUAUGCUUCAGGCUGAGGAGGAACCAGCAUCGCAGUUCUUCUUUGAUCUGGGUCAGAAGAAACCACAGCAACGUCAGGGUCAUGGCAGAAAGAGACAGUCUGAUGGAGAUCAACCUGGACAACACAAACAGCCCCGUAAACCCCCACAGCCCACUGGACCCUGCUGGUUCUGCCUCGCGAGUCCAGAAGUUGAAAAGCACUUGGUCAUAAGCAUUGGAACACAUUGGUACAUGGCUCUAGCUAAAGGCGGCCUCACCCCAGACCAUGUUCUUCUGCUGCCCGUCGGUCAUUACCAGGCAGUGGUGGAUCUGGCAUCGGAGGUGGUUGAAGAGAUGGAGAAAUACAAGACUGCUGUCAAGAAGUUCUGCAAAAGCAAAGGCUGCCGAUGUGUGCUGUUUGAGAGGAACUACCGCAGCCAGCACCUUCAGCUACAGGUUGUGCCGGUGCCCAUGGACAAGUGCAGUACAGAAGACAUCAAAGAGGCAUUUAUGACGCAAGCCGAGGAGCUGAAGAUUGAGUUGAUGGAGAUUCCGGCUCACACGGACCUUAAGCAGAUUGCUCCUCCAGGUACACCAUACUUUUAUGUGGAGCUGGAUACGGGCGAGAAGCUUUUUCAUCGCAUAAGGAAAAAUUUCCCUCUACAGUUUGGCAGGGAAGUUUUGGCAAGCGAGGCGUUGUUAAACAUCCCUAUGCGUGCUGAUUGGAGAGAAUGUAAAUGCACGAGGGAAGAGGAAGAGGAUUUGACCAAACAAGUGCGCUCUGACUUCCAGCCCUUCGACUUUGCCCUUGAUGACUAAGGAGACAUUUCGGAUACCUUCAACUUUGAAUUCUGUUUAUGGACUUCCUGAAUAUGGUCUUGAUGUCAGUGUACAGUAUCUUCAAAUUUUAAAUCUUUUAUGCUUUUAAAAUCUUGUCUUAUGUUAGAUGUAGUCAAAUUUGUGUUUUGUGACUAGAAUUAAAGUCAUUUUUUAAGUUUGUAA